Molecule: messenger RNA, 1818 nt
Organism: Sardina pilchardus (European sardine)
Lineage: Eukaryota; Metazoa; Chordata; Actinopteri; Clupeiformes; Clupeidae
Gene: rmp24
Product: chromosome 24 C18orf21 homolog
Exons: 5
Coding region: 264-899 (211 amino acids)
Source: RefSeq, a predicted model, not a curated record
CCCGGAUACAUGUGCUGCUGGAAGCAAGUGCUCUCGCUCAUGACCGUGAUUUCUUUGCUCAAAAAACACCGUGCGUGUUAUAUCGGUGGUAAUUGGUUUGUAAGAUACAAGUAUGAUGUAAUCUGUUAUUGUAGAACUGAUGUAUAACAUUUGCAGUCCAAUAAGGUACGUGAACCAUAUGAAGAAAUAGCCCCUACGUCUUUCGAACUAGCCAUCCGGCUAACACAUGUCCAUAUUCAUACACGUGUCUGACCUACCCGAACAUGGAAAAAGAUUCGUUUUUGACCGAAGCUUCUCUCCUUUACAAAGACACCUGCCCGGAGCUGGCUCGAUUUCUCAUGCACACCCAGCAGAUGGAUGACGACGCGUCGCCCACAGAGGCGCUGUGCCCGUUCUGCUUCCAGUGGCGGGAGCCGGACAACCACCGCGUGCGUCUGCGGCCCAAGCGCCGGCCCUCGGCCCGGCUGCAGAGGCUGCUGGGUAGGGAGGCCAAGGGCCGCAAGCUCAGCCUGGAGGAGAAGGACGCCCUCUGCAGGUUCCGGAGGUCCUCCAGCUGUCUGAUGGCCACUUGUCACACCUGCAAUAAGCCGUCCAGAAGAGCUGGACCAAACCGGGACUUUCUCACAACUCUGGCGAAUAACCCAAACACCCCGAGAAGUGCAGGCAAGCGCAAGAGCCCACAGUCGGCCAGCAAAGGAACCAUGUCUACUCCUAACUCAUCCUCCAGUCAGAAAACACCUUUUAGCACACCAAGGGUCGCGUCAUCCGACUCCGCCAGUUCUUCGAAGUCUGCAAAUGUGAAGAAGUCAGCGUUCUCGCGGCUGAAGAAGCUCCUGAUGCUGGAAGACAGCCCCAAGACCAAGAAGGGGGGCCUGAAAGACUUCCUGUCAGCACUCUGAAAGUGUUGUUGCUGCGUCUGCCAUACCAGCUGAAACCUUAUCGAUGGGCCUCUAGCCUAUUUAAAAGGUCUCUUCUGCAUCAGGCCAUAAGGAGACUGUAGCAAGCUGGUUCGAAUGGGGAAAGAUGUGGUCACCUGUCUGGAGGACCUGUGGCUCCUCCUGCUGGGCUUGUAAGCGCAGCAUAAUUUCUAAGGCUUGUGUACUCUUUCCCUUAUAUCCCAGGGCCAUGCUAAGGCUAAAAGCUAAGGGAAAUGCUAACGUGAUGUGGCCCGCUUCAUCAGGCUUCUCUCAGAGAGCAUUCUGACCUCUGCAGGCCCCUGCUUGCCACUCCUUUCAAUCGACACUCUUUAUCAGAGUGGUUUGGUUUCUUCCCACACUCGUCCUAUCAAAAUAGAGGGGAGUUUUGAAUUAUAAUUUGUGACAUAUACUUUUUUCUUACUACACAGUAUGUUAAGUGGCGUUUACAAGUAAUUCAUUUUGUUUUUCUUUUGUAUCGCUGACAUGUGUAUAGAUCACUUUUUUUUUACUUCAAUUUUGAGAGUGAAAAAAACAUGGGAAAUACCCAUGGCUGUGUAUUUAUUUUUCUGUGUUGUUAAGAUCACAGUGCUGAACUCUUUUUUAAUAAUCACAAAAUAUUUUUUCAUACAGAUGGGUGCUGGUAUCAUGGAAAAGGUUUAGGCGAUGAAAAUGUUUACAUGUAACUCCAAGCAAAGACCAAAGUCGAGCUUUUUUGUAGUUGAUACUUUGACAGGAAGAAUCCUUAUUCUGCCUUUAUCGAAUUUAGUUGAUUUAUAGACUAGUAAAGUAAUCAAGUAGACACAAGAUGCUGUCAGUCAUAUUUGAAUUUGUAUAAUGUUGGUGCUGUUCCAAUGUAAUCAUUUCACCCCUUUUGUAAUAUGUUCAAAUAAUAAAACAAAUG